AUGUAUGUAGUGCCUCCGCCUCAGCGAUCCGAUUCGGGAUCCAACGGUGAUUUAAGGGUUUACCAAACUUGGAAAGGCAGCAAUAUAUUCUUUCUUCAGGGAAGGUUUGUAUUCGGGCCAGAUGUAAGAUCACUGGCGCUGACCAUCUGUCUCAUUGCUGUCCCUGUUACAAUCUUCUGUAUCUUUGUCGCGAGGAAGCUAAUGGAUGACUUCUCCGAUAGCUGGGGAGUAUCAAUAGUAGUUGUCGCCGUCGUGUUCACCAUUUAUGAUUUAAUUCUUCUGCUGCUUACAUCCGGAAGAGAUCCAGGUAUUAUCCCGAGAAAUGCUCAUCCUCCAGAGCCUGAAGGCCUUGAUGGCAACAUGGAUGCAGGGGCUGGCCAGACUCCGCAGCUGCGACUGCCUCGCAUUAAGGAGGUAGAGCUUAAUGGAAUCACAUUUAAGGUCAAGUACUGUGACACUUGCAUGCUCUAUAGGCCGCCUCGCUGUUCGCAUUGCUCAAUUUGCAACAACUGUGUAGAAAGGUUUGACCAUCACUGCCCUUGGGUUGGCCAAUGUAUUGGGCUGAGGAACUACCGAUUCUUCUUCAUGUUUGUCUUCUCCACUACCCUUCUCUGUAUAUUUGUGUUUGCCUUCUGCUGGGUCUAUAUAAGGAAGAUCAUGGAAUCAGAGCAUACAACCAUUUGGAAGGCAAUGCUCAAAACUCCUGCCUCUAUUGUUCUGAUAAUCUACACAUUCAUAUCAAUGUGGUUUGUUGGUGGCUUAACUGCUUUCCAUCUAUAUCUCAUCAGCACAAACCAGACUACAUAUGAGAAUUUCCGAUACAGAUAUGAUCGGCGAAGCAACCCACAUAACAAGGGAGUGAUCAAUAACUUCAAAGAAACAUUUUGUUCCUCAAUCCCUGCUUCAAAGAACGACUUUAGAGCUAUGAUCCAGCGUGAACCUCCGCUGCCACCUAGAUCCGUAGCAGGCGGUUUUAUGAGUCCAAACAUGGGUAAAGCCAAUGAUGACAUUGAAAUGGGAAGGAAGGCUGUUUGGGCAGACAUGGGUCCGGCAAUGUCAGAACAUGGUGACGGUAAAAAUGGUAACAAUGAGCGGUUACAUGUCAAGGACGGUGAAUUAGGCGAGCUAUCUCCAGACAUUAGGACAACAGUUGAUGAACAAAGCGAUAGGCCAGGUAUGCACCCGAGGCGCUCAAGCUGGGGAAGAAAAAGCGGAAGCUGGGAUAUGUCACCAGAAGUUAUGGCCUUAGCAGCCAGAGUAGGAGAACAAAACCAGAACGGUGGAGGAAGCAGCAGCGGAAGCGGUUUAGUGACCGAAAACAGGCCGACAUAG
Arabis nemorensis is the source of this 1332-nucleotide messenger RNA. The record is from the annotation of a GenBank genome assembly. Lineage: Eukaryota; Viridiplantae; Streptophyta; Magnoliopsida; Brassicales; Brassicaceae.